Messenger RNA from Talpa occidentalis (Iberian mole), 849 nucleotides. RefSeq names its product membrane spanning 4-domains A10 (gene MS4A10). Gene Ontology annotation, cellular component: plasma membrane. NCBI's taxonomy places the organism in Eukaryota, Metazoa, Chordata, Mammalia, Eulipotyphla, Talpidae. Bases 1 to 711 code for a protein of 236 amino acids. The record is from RefSeq and is a predicted model, not a curated record. The transcript has 7 exons. Gene Ontology annotation, biological process: cell surface receptor signaling pathway.
AUGGUAGUCUCCAAAGAAGCCGCCAUUGUCCCCACGUCUGAAUGUGGGGACCUCCAACCCUCCAAGCUGACCGUCAACCCCACCUCAACAAGCCCGUCCCAGCAAGUGACUCAACCCAGGCUUGUGGCUGCUGACCAGCCCUGGAAGGCGCCCGGGCGCAGCGGCCUUCUCUUGGAGUUGGGUAGCUUCCACGUGGUCCUCUCUCUGCUGCACGUGGCCUUUGGGAUCUACCUGCUCUGCGAAGUCAAGAACUUUCACCUGAUGGUGGUGGCAUCCUGGUACCCAUUCUGGGGGGCUGUCUCUUUCUUCAUGUCGGGGACCGUGACCCUCACAAGGAACGUGUUUCCUAAAUUUUACCCGUCGUGCCUGGCUACAAACAUCAUCAGCUUUCUCUGCGCGCUGGCUGGCUUCUUGGUCAUCAUCAAAGAUCUCUUUCUGGAUGGCCCGUUUCAGUCCCCAAUCUGGAGAAUGUACCCCAACAGCAUGGUCCACAUCCAGAGGAUAGAGCUGGGCCUGCUCUGCUUCACCUUCCUGGAGUUCUUCCUGCCCAUCUCCGCGGCCAUCAUCGCCUUCAGGGAGAAGCCCGGGCUCACACAGAAGGAGGUCCUGUGCCUUGGCACCACACCCUUGGAUCCGCUGAGCCCGCCUACGAGCAGCGCCAUCGUUUCAGAAGGCAGUGACUGUGCCCACCCCGGGACGGAGGCGAAAUGAGAGCAAGCGGAGGUGAAAACCGAGUUCCGCUGUGUUGUGGCCGGGGUAGACCACAGGAGAGAACCAGCACAGCCCACCGCCUCUUUGAGGUGGAACCCGGUGGGGGAGAGGAGCACUAGUCAAAUAGUCACAAAUAAA